UCAGAGCUGCGCUGGGAAAGUAAAACAUCCAUUUUUUCCUAGCAGUAUAAUUUGCCAUAAGUUUUUCGUGGAAAGUCGAAAGAUUUCUCCUCUCUGACCGGAUAGUGAGUACCUCUGAAAUUGCAUGUGUGUUUCUAAGUGGAAAAGGUCGUCAACGGAUUUCUUCAUUCUAAGGGUUACCAUGGCUAAUUAGCACAAAUAGAAGUUUUACCAUGUUACUUGGCAUCUACAUUCCAUUUUUGUUUUUUUUGAGACCGUAUCUUGUCUUCCCUGCUGCACGACAUUCGGAAAGCUGUUCAGUUGUGUUCGAGAGCCAUGACGGGUAUGCCUUAUUUGGUCACCAAUUCAUCAAAUUCAACGUUUCCGACUACUCUGAGUGUGCUUUGAAGUGCAUGGCAAAUGACACCUGUCAUUCAUACAAUCUUCAAGCCAAAAGCAGUAGGCAUAAGCAUCAAAUGUGUGAAUUAAAUAACCAAUCGCGAAUAUCCAAACCUGGCGACUUUAAACACAGGCAGGGAUAUGUUUACAACGGUGCUGUUCCGGUGUCCUGUGUUCCAAAAAUUUGCAUUGGGGAAGAAGACUGUCAGUGUCAUCCGUGGUACAAGGGGCCGGGAUGCCUGACGGUGAGGCUUGGCCAUUUUGCUGCAAAUCCUGGGAAAUCUUGCAAGCAUAUUCUUGAGUCAAAUGACUCUAAAGGAGAUGGGGAAUACUGGAUCGACCCUGAGGGCAAAGGAAACUCUUUGAAGGUCUACUGUGAUAUGAAAACUGACGGAGGAGGCUGGCUUCUUACAUCCAUCUUUAUGGUAGAUAACCCGACCACUCCUCCCGCUUGGACCGCUGAGCCAUCGUACCGCGGGAUCAUCAAAUUCACCAAUCACAAAAUGGGUAUCACAAUUAGCGCCAUGAAAGAACUCAGAGGACACUUGCGAUUCACUCAGAUGAGAUUCCACUGCAGUAAACAACAGGGACGUACGUUCCACGUGACCACGGCCGCUAACAGCUCUGGUGAAGCUGUAGUCGAGUAUUUUAGCAAUCAGACGAACACCCGGCCAGACUCGUGUCUCUCUUUUGUUAGAAUGAAAGAUGACAACUCUUAUCUCUCCAGGAAUUGUUCCAGAUGGGGAUCCGACAAAUCUUCGACCUUCGAAGGGAAGUGGGGGCAUAAAAAUAAACAAGGCGAAACACGUUUGUACGAUCUCACUGCACAUGUUGAUAAGCACUAUAGCUGGAAGACAACCGGGAUAUAUCGCCUGUGCGACGACAAUAAGAACGAUACCUUUAUAAAUUUGUCAAAGGGAGACUUUUGGAAGAUUUUUGUUCGUUAAACAGUUACCGACAGGAUAAACACAUACUUAACUACCGACUUAUAAUUAGUGGCCUUAAAAAAGUAAAAUGUUUUCACGACGGUUUUGCCCAAACGAAAGGUUUGAAUAUUAUAGGAUAACGCGAGUGAAU
Pocillopora verrucosa is the source of this 1455-nucleotide messenger RNA. RefSeq lists its product as uncharacterized. Gene Ontology annotation, molecular function: oligosaccharide binding; extracellular matrix structural constituent. NCBI's taxonomy places the organism in Eukaryota, Metazoa, Cnidaria, Anthozoa, Scleractinia, Pocilloporidae. The record is from RefSeq and is a predicted model, not a curated record.